Colletotrichum chrysophilum is the source of this 1026-nucleotide messenger RNA. RefSeq lists its product as uncharacterized. The record is from RefSeq and is a predicted model, not a curated record. Lineage: Eukaryota; Fungi; Ascomycota; Sordariomycetes; Glomerellales; Glomerellaceae. The transcript is spliced from 5 exons. The coding region runs from base 1 to 1026 and encodes 341 amino acids.
AUGAAGCCCACUUUCAUUACCCUCGUUGGCCUGUUGGCCUCAUCUGUUGCUGCUGGACCAGUUCCCGCCGAAUUUGGCUCUGGCUUGUCGGUCAGAGGUAACGGUGGAAAUGGAAACACUGGCAAGCAGUCUGGGGCCAAAGGUGGCAACAAAGGCGGCAACCAGGCCGGCGGUGCCAACAACAGCACGGCUAACGCUGGCGGUGCUACUGGUGGUGCUACUGGCGGCGCCGCGAAGGCGGGCAACACUACAGCGCUCGUCUUGCCUGAUGGUCGUAUCAAGCAAGAUGCCACGCCUGAAAACUUCAACGUACUGGAGAGCGUUUUCAAGAGUGCCGUCGUCAAAGGAGAUGGCCUUGUUUUCAGCGACGUCAUCACUUUCCCUCAAGUAGAACCGUCUUUGUUUGACAAGUCAACCAACACCAAGGCCUUUGCCAUUAACAUCGACGACAAAUCCGUCUUCAUCCCGAAGGGCGGCGAGGCACAGUCCAACAUCCGCCGCGCCGAUCUCCUGCCCAGUAUCCGUUCGCAGUUGAACGAUGUGGCUGUUACCGGUGUCCGCACUAUGCAUUUCUCUAUCCAGCGCGAUGCGACCAAGCCUCUCAACGUGACUCACGACUAUCAAGUAAUGAACUUGGAGUCCAAGGACUUUAGCUUCCACCAGUUUGAUGUCCGCACCGGAGCUGAGAACGGUAACGAUAUCGCCAUCUUCGGCAACUCCAAGGCCACUGCCAAACCUCAGAAGAUCUUCUCUACACCUUUCGGCGAGGGAAAGUUUGAGAACUUUGCUAUCAAGAUGGAUUUCACUGCCAACACCAUGCAAGUCUUCCACAGCACCGGCACCGACCCCCUCAAGCAGGUUACGGAGCCUGUUCAGAACGACAUGGCCGGCCUCGGAGAGUACCACUUUUCUCUGCAGAAGAACCCUGUUGGAACGGCUGCUCAGCCGACCGGUAUCAAGGAAGCAAUCAUUUUUGGUGGUAUCUUCAUGGAAGACUCUACCAAUGGCCAGGUCACUCUUCAGUAG